Molecule: messenger RNA, 1015 nt
Organism: Ilyonectria robusta
Lineage: Eukaryota; Fungi; Ascomycota; Sordariomycetes; Hypocreales; Nectriaceae
Product: 2-nitropropane dioxygenase
Exons: 2
Coding region: 38-952 (304 amino acids)
Molecular function (GO): nitronate monooxygenase activity
Source: RefSeq, a predicted model, not a curated record
UCUCGGUGUCAUCGGCGGCGUCGGUUACACCCCCGAGAUGCUCCGCGACCAGAUCGCCGAGCUCAAGGAACAUCUCGACGACAAGAACGCCCCCUUCGGCGUUGACCUGCUUCUCCCCCAGGUCGGCGGCAGCGCUCGCAAGACCAACUACGACUACACAAAGGGCAAGCUCAAUGAGCUCGUCGACAUCAUCAUCGAGGAGGGCGCCAAGGUCUUCGUCUCGGCCGUUGGCGUCCCCACCAAGGCCGUCGUCGAGAAGCUGCACGCCCACGGCAUCGUCUACAUGAACAUGAUUGGCCACGUCAAGCACGUUAAGAAGUGCCUCGACCUCGGCGUCGACAUCAUCGUCGCCCAGGGUGGUGAGGGCGGCGGCCACACCGGCGAUAUCCCCACCACUGUCCUCAUCCCCGCCGUUGUUGAGAUCUGCAAGAAGCACAAGUCGCCCUUGACCGGCGGACCUGUCCAGGUCGUCGCCGCUGGUGGCAUCCACAACGGCCAGCUCCUCGCCGCCUCUCUCAUGAUGGGCGCCAGCGCCGUCUGGGUCGGCACCCGCUUCAUCCUCACCGACGAGGCCGGUGCCCCCAAGGCCCACAAGGAGGCCGUCCAGACCGCCGGCCACGACGACAACAUCCGCACCAUCAUCUUCACCGGCCGCCCCAUGCGCGUCCGCAACAACGAGUACAUUAACAACUGGGAGGUCAACCGCCAGGCCGAGAUGAAGGAGCUCACCUCCAAGGGCACCAUUCCCUACGAGGCCGACCUCGACAAGAUCAUGGAGGAGAGCAGCGACAGCGACGAUGAUGACGCUCUCGACAAGUUCCGUCCCUUCCUCAUGGGCAAGUGCGCCGCCGUCGUCAACGAGCAAAAGUCAGCCAAGGCCGUCGUCGACGAGUUUGUCAACGACGCCGUCUCCUGGCUGCAGACGGGCAACAAGAUGAUUGCCAAGCUGUAGAAGAACCAAACACCAGAUCCUCCUUGAGAUACCUGUAGACUAUGAGCAUUAUUGCAUUUUACG